Molecule: messenger RNA, 1461 nt
Organism: Thlaspi arvense
Lineage: Eukaryota; Viridiplantae; Streptophyta; Magnoliopsida; Brassicales; Brassicaceae
Source: the annotation of a GenBank genome assembly
AUGGAGAAAACAAAGUCGAGGAAACCUCAUGCGAUGAUGAUACCAUACCCACUUCAAGGCCAUGUCAUCCCUUUUGUACACUUAGCCAUUAAACUCGCUUCUCAUGGCUUCACCAUUACUUUCGUUAACACCGAAUCCAUCCACCAUCACAUCUCCACCGCUCGCCAAGGAGACGCCGGAGAUAUCUUCUCCGCCGCCCGAAGCUCUGGCCAGCUCGACAUACGUUACACCACCGUUAGUGACGGUUUCCCUUUGGGGUUUGACCGAUCGCUUAACCAUGAUCAAUUCUUCGAAGGCAUUCUCCACGUCUUCCCUGCCCAUGUUGAUGACCUCAUCGCCAAAAUCUCCCGACGGGGUGAUGAUCCUCCGGUGACUUGCUUGAUCGCCGACACGUUUUACGUCUGGUCAUCUAUGAUUUGCGAUAAGCAUGACCUCGUUAAUGUCUCGUUUUGGACCGAACCUGCCUUGGUCCUCAAUCUCUAUUAUCACUUGGAUCUCCUCAUAUCCAACGGUCAUUUCAAAUCUCUCGAUAAUCGUGAAGAUGUGAUCGAUUACGUACCAGGAGUAGAGGCAAUAGACCCAAAGGACUUGAUGUCAUAUCUUCAAGUGAGCGACAAAGACGUAGACACAAACACAGUGGUCUACAGAAUAAUAUUCAAGGCUUUCAAAGACGUCAAGAGAGCCGAUUUCGUCUUAUGCAACACCAUACAAGAGCUCGAACCAGACUCUCUCUCGGCUCUACAAGCCAAACAACCGGUUUACGCAAUCGGUCCGGUUUUCUCAACUCAAUCGGUUGUCCCCACGAGCCUAUGGGCCGAGUCAGAUUGUACAGAGUGGCUCACGGGCAAGCCCGCCGGGUCGGUCCUCUACGUUUCGUUCGGUAGCUAUGCACAUGUUGGUAAGAAAGAGAUCGUUGAGAUAGCCCAUGGGCUUUUACUAAGUGGGCUUAGUUUCAUUUGGGUUUUACGUCCCGAUAUAGUUGGAUCCGAUGUACCGGAUUUUCUUCCGGCCGGGUUUGUAGACCAAGCCCAAGGACGAGGCCUUUUGGUCCAGUGGUGCUCUCAGAUGGCAGUGAUCUCAAACCCGGUUAUCGGAGGGUUUUUAACACAUUGUGGAUGGAAUUCGAUUCUAGAGAGCGUUUGGUCCGGUUUGCCUUUGUUGUGUUAUCCGCUUUUGACCGAUCAGUUCACGAAUAGGAAGCUUGUGGUUGAUGACUGGCGCAUUGGGAUUAACCUUUGUGAGAAGAAGACGGUCACAAGGGAACAAGUCUCGGCUAAUGUUAGAAAGUUGAUGAUGAACGGAGAAACUUCAAGUGAGCUUAGAAACAACGUUGGAAAGGUUAAACGUCAUUUGAAAGAUGCUGUUACAGCCGUUGGAUCUUCGGAGACGAACUUUAACUCGUUCGUUGGUGAGGUUCGAGAUAAAAUAGAAACUAAAUUAUGUAAUAUUAUAAGUAGGUGA